Messenger RNA from Microthlaspi erraticum, 360 nucleotides. The record is from the annotation of a GenBank genome assembly. NCBI's taxonomy places the organism in Eukaryota, Viridiplantae, Streptophyta, Magnoliopsida, Brassicales, Brassicaceae.
AUGCAAGUACAUCACCAAGAUAUUCAAAGAAGAGCUAGAGGGCUUGAAGACAAAGUAGAUGGAGUCUCCAAGGAAGUCAAGGAUUUAACCACUCGCUUAGCCAACUUGGAAGAGAAGGUCUUGACCGAGGCAAAGACGACCGGUUCUAAGCACAACCAUGCCGCGUCCGUCUUUACUAUAAGAGAGACCGACCCAAGAGUGAUUUGGGAUGAAGAAGAAAGAAGAGCUGAUCAAGAAAGAGCCACGAAGGCUAACCACUGGAACAAGAGAGAAGAUAGCACCAAAAGGAAGAACCCUUACUCAAAGGUCUUCACAACCGCCUCCCACCAAGGAGAAGAGGAAGACAAGAUCAUCACUUGA